Rhizophagus irregularis DAOM 181602=DAOM 197198 is the source of this 477-nucleotide messenger RNA. RefSeq lists its product as uncharacterized. NCBI's taxonomy places the organism in Eukaryota, Fungi, Glomeromycota, Glomeromycetes, Glomerales, Glomeraceae. The record is from RefSeq and is a predicted model, not a curated record. Gene Ontology annotation, cellular component: histone deacetylase complex. Gene Ontology annotation, molecular function: transcription coregulator activity; protein binding. Gene Ontology annotation, biological process: regulation of DNA-templated transcription.
AUGGCAACUUCAAAGGCUAAAGGUUCGACUACGGCUACACCUUCACAUCACGCUUCAACUUCUACAUCGACAAGUAGUGGAGGAGGAAAUCAUGGCAGUGGAGCAGGAGGAAAUAGCGGGAGCGGAGGGGGAAGUAGAGGAGGAGAAAGUAGUUCAACAGUAACUGCUUCUUCUUCCAAACAUCAUAAUAAUACAAAUAUAACGGGAGAAACUCAUGCAAAACGGCUUAAUAAAGGAAAAGAACUUGUUGGAAAAGAAAUACCGACAUUAGAUUUUAAUACACUCGAUAUUUCAGUAUUACGUAGAUAUAAAAGAAUUCACAAAUUAAAAGUUAAAGAUUAUGCCACUAAAGAAGAACUAGUUACAGCAGUUUCUAGACAUUACACUUCACAACCUGUCAAAGAAGUUGAUGUUAUUGCUGCUUUUGUAUAUACUGUACACAAUAAAGAUAAUGUCCUAAAAUUACAAAUUCCAUAA